Molecule: messenger RNA, 498 nt
Organism: Lactuca saligna
Lineage: Eukaryota; Viridiplantae; Streptophyta; Magnoliopsida; Asterales; Asteraceae
Source: the annotation of a GenBank genome assembly
AUGAGUCGGCGUCUUCUACGUAUUGAUGCCGAUGUCAACCAACUGAAGGGAGUUCUUCUGUCAGCUCCUUCCCCUGGCCCAAAUGAUGAUGAUGAUCAAAAAGCGGGAGAAACUGAUUCUGUUGAGCUAGGAUCUGAAGAGAACAUUUUAAACCAGAUCGAGCCACCACAGCCUAUGCACGACUCUGAGAGACCAAUAGAAACUGAAAAGCUUACUGAAGAUAGUGAGCAUGAUCAUGAUGAUGAGUGUCAGAUGCUAGAUAUGAACUUCAUUGAUCCCACUGUGCCAGUUCAAGGAGAAGACUCAGAUGAUGAUGAAGAUGAACAUGAUGAUGAGUGUCAGAUGCUAGACAUGAACUUCAUUGACCCCACUGUGAUAGUUCAAGGAGAAGAAUCAGAUAUAAUGCAGGGUCGAGGUCGUAGAAAUCAACCUAUGAGUUAUCUCAAUUUCCUGGGGUACUCUUUCUCGAAUGUUGUAGCUCCCGAAGUGAUGGUUUAA